This is a messenger RNA of Rattus rattus (black rat), 1936 nucleotides long. It is a transcript of the gene Rab28, whose product is annotated as RAB28, member RAS oncogene family. Lineage: Eukaryota; Metazoa; Chordata; Mammalia; Rodentia; Muridae. The transcript has 8 exons. Gene Ontology annotation, molecular function: GTPase activity; GTP binding. Bases 385 to 1047 code for a protein of 220 amino acids. The record is from RefSeq and is a predicted model, not a curated record. Gene Ontology annotation, cellular component: endosome; Golgi apparatus.
CUACUCUGUUUUAAUUUGGUUUCGCUAAACUAUAAAGAAAUUCUUGCUUUUGUUUCCUAGCCAAUGUUCCCCGCGAGCAAACCGGGACGACCAGUCUGACUCUACGUUUUCCCCCAUUGCAUCGUGAUGGUUGGCGCAGGGCGGGGCAUCUUUUCAGUGACGUACGGGGCGGGGCUUUCCGGGGGCGGAGCCUUGCUGGGGUCGGGGAGGGGAGGAGGGCAAGAUGGCAGCCGGCGAGUGAUUCUCCCUGGGUUCCUUCAGGGCUGAGGAGACGCCGGGGCGGGGGACCCGCUCGUGCAGCCUGCUGGCCUCUUCACCCCCGCCCCCGGAGGCCUCCUCUUUCCCGUCCUCCACCUCGGGGGCGGGCCAGCAUCCUCGGACACCAUGUCAGACUCUGAGGAGGAGAGCCAGGACCGGCAACUGAAAAUCGUCGUGCUGGGGGACGGCACCUCCGGGAAGACUUCCUUAGCUACGUGUUUUGCUCAAGAGACAUUUGGGAAACAGUACAAGCAGACUAUAGGACUGGAUUUCUUUUUGAGAAGGAUUACCUUACCAGGAAAUUUGAAUGUUACUCUUCAAGUUUGGGAUAUAGGAGGGCAGACAAUAGGUGGCAAGAUGUUGGAUAAAUACAUCUAUGGAGCACAGGGAAUCCUCUUGGUAUAUGAUAUUACAAACUACCAAAGCUUUGAGAAUUUGGAAGAUUGGUAUUCUGUGGUGAAGACAGUAAGCGAAGAGUCAGAAACUCAGCCCCUGGUUGCUUUAGUAGGCAAUAAAAUUGACUUGGAGCACAUGCGAACAGUAAAACCUGAUAAACACUUACGAUUUUGCCAGGAAAAUGGUUUCAGUAGUCACUUUGUUUCCGCCAAGACGGGAGACUCUGUCUUCCUGUGUUUUCAGAAAGUUGCGGCAGAAAUCCUGGGAAUCAAGUUAAACAAAGCAGAAAUAGAACAGUCACAGCGUAUUGUCAGGGCAGACAUAGUCAAGUACCCGGAAGAAGAUAAUCAACACCCCAACUCUGCUCAGAGUAGAGUCUGUUCAGUACAGUAGUGCAGAGAGUGGUGAAGGCAGAUAUUGUAAACUACAACCAGGAGCCCAUGUCAAGAACUGUUAAUCCACCUCGGAGCUCCAUGUGUGCAGUUCAGUGAGCACACACUGUAUUGAUAGUUCUGGCUGCUCUUCCCCUGGAUUGGGCCGAAGCUGCCUAGGAACAUGUUUUAUCAGUGACUGUCUCUGUAGUCAGCUCACACUUCCUCCUGCUCUGCUCCUUCAUCCCUUAGUCGCCUCAGAGUAUCGGGCAGCUCCCUGGACAGGAAGGAAUUCAGAUUUGGGACCACAUGUUUUGAAAUCUGAAUGGAAAGUCCAUUCUCUGGAUUGAGACUGCCUCCUCGCUCCAGAAGAACCAUGUUGCUUCUUUAUCUCUUCUUUUUUCCCAGAUUUAAAAAAUUUAAACAGAUAUGAAGAUGCUCCACGCUUUGAUCAUCAUUUUCUAUUUGAACUUGUGUAUGUGAACGUGUACUUGAGAGCACUGAUGGUGGAAGUUAUCAAGAAGGUGUUCCUUUGCUGGCUAUUAAGAGUAAACUAUACAAAGCUGCAUCUAAUUGAAAGUGCUUCAAAUGAGGCUGCAAUAGAAAUAUUUUUUCAUUUUUAAAAGGAGCCUAAUGUGUUUAUAUUGUAGUUUAUAACUCACAAGUACUGAGUAUUUGAUAUUGUAUUUUUAUUACUGUAUCAUGGUCAUUGCAUAUUUUAUCAUAUUUGGCUUAGAUGGCUUUAUGAAUUUUGAUAAAUGGUUCAGCUGAUCCUCCACAUGGAAUUUCUCCUACAGGCUGUAUGAGAGUGCUUCCAGAUGAGUCAUGAUAUCCUUGGAUCAUUGUGGAUCGGUCACACUGUACCUGAUGUUCUGAUGUUUUUCUCACAUAAAUAAAUUUAUUUAAAUUAC